Molecule: messenger RNA, 747 nt
Organism: Penicillium brasilianum
Lineage: Eukaryota; Fungi; Ascomycota; Eurotiomycetes; Eurotiales; Aspergillaceae
Source: the annotation of a GenBank genome assembly
AUGAUACCAGUACCGUCGCUCAUAAUAUCCCGCGACAACAGCAGCUCGGACGUCACGACGCUGACAUAUGUUGAUCCGACGAAGGAAGUUAACGCGGGAUUAUGGUGUCUAUUUGGUGGUGCCUCGGUCUUCCUGGGCCUGCGGAUCUGGGUGAAGUUCACCAGAUUACACGGGCUCUGGUACGAUGAUUACGUUCUCGUAGCAUCAUGGCUGGUCCUCUUAGUAAACAAUAUCCUGAUAUGCUGGGAAUACGCCAAUGGAUAUGUCAGCCAGACCGGCGAGUGGGACAAACGCAUGCACAUCGUCAUUAAUAUCACGUCGUGCGGCACGCUUAUCGGGCAGGCAUGGUCCAAGACGGCCUUUGGCGUUACACUCCUACGAAUAAGCAAUAAAUGGCAGAGUUACGUCCUGGGGUUUUGCAUAGCCACCAUGAAUAUCUUCAUGAUCCUCAAGUGUAUCCUCCAAUGGGCGAAGGUCUGCGAUAGCGGAGGCGACUAUCAGGCGUCGUAUCGGCUCAAUUUCUGCAUUUAUAAAAAUUUCCGGAACGGUGUUAAGGAGGGAGGCCAGGUUUAUAACGUCAUUAUGGACUUUGUUUUUGCGCUGUUUCCGUGGCUGAUCGCAUGGAAACUGAACAUGAGGAGAAAUGAAAAGAUCGCUCUCAGCGCCACGUUAAGCUUAGGAGCUAUCUGUAAGAACGGCCUGGAAGAACGAAUCGAACAGCCACGAUGCUUGGUAUUACUGGAAUAA